UCUACAUUCAGUCACCGUGGAACAGCGUACCUUGCAGGUGUGUUGUGGCGCGGUCUAACGUGAAUUUAUUACGAAAAUUUCAUUUGCUUCAGUUUGUUUUGUGCAUAGAAGGAUUGUCUUGAUAGAAAAACGUGCUAUUUGUGUCCAGUGUUUGUUAUCUUACCAUACAGUGGCUUUCACUAAAUCUAAGUCGUGACUAAGUGAUUCGUUUUGAAACAGUGACAACAAGUUUUUCUUGUGCUUAAGUCCUUGGAUUGGAGGCUUCGUGAGACAACGGUCAAAGUGGGGCAACCGAACAUCUUGCUAGAGUUUUUGACUCAGCAUUUACACGAAGAUUAACCGGAAACUCUGCUACAAGUGAGGGAAAGAGGCAAAAUACUAGUGGUGGGUGUGCCGGCCAUGAUGGCGCCGCGCGUGUUCCAGCGCAGCAAGUCCCCGCGAGCCUCGCCCGGCGCGCCGCCCAGGAAACUGCAGAACGGCUCCUCGUCGUCCCGUCAGCUCGAGCCAACUGACUCCAGCCCCGGCGACUCCAUCUCCGACGCAGAGAACUUCGAGUGCUACGGGGAGGCCGAUGCGGAGGCGUCGGCUAAUGCAGCAACAGAGAGCGGGUCACACAGCCCGGGCAACCCGACGCUCAACCGGCAUUCCUGGACGAGAACCAGUUUGAGACGCACACCCCCCAGCCAUGGGGAGAACCUUCCACACCGACGAUGGGGCUCCAUGAGACAUUCUGGAAAACGACAACUAGGCUCCAAUGUCUUAGCAAGCCAAUUAUACCGGUCGUCGUCGUUCAACUCGUCGGGCUGCGGGUCCGGCGGGGAGCCGGCGGACGACAUGUACUCGGAUGUCUCGCUGGAAGAAGACGUUCAGGGGCUCAACUAUAAGGUGCAGCUGCUGCAGCAGCAGGUGACGACGCUGGCGGACACGCAGAGCUCGGCGGACGAGCGGUACGCGCGCGCCAAGGCCGACAACGCCGUGCUGCAGGCGCGCGUGCACAUGCUGGACGAGCAGAUACGAGAGAUCGAAUGCCGUUGCGAGGAGCGCAUAGCGGAGGAGCAGAAGCGUUGUCGCGAGGCCAUCGCUCGCGUGGAGCGCGACCGCGACGCGCAGCUGGCAGCUGUGAGCGAGCGCCUCGCCGCCGCCGAGACCGAUGCCUCGGAUCUUAAGCAGGAGGUUGGAAGACUACGCGGCGUAGCGGAAACUCUCCGAGCGAACGCAGAAAUCUCGAGCCGAGCGCACAAAGAAGCGCAGGAGCAAGUGAGCGAACUGCUGGCUCAGUUGAGCACCGCCAGAGAGAACGAGCGGCGCGAGCGCGAGGCGGCGGCGGCGGCGGCGGCGCUGCUGAGCAGUGCGAGGGGCGAACUGCAGCGGCUGAGCGACGCGCCGCCGCCGCCGCCAGACCCGCGCCUGGAUGAGCUCAGGAAGGAACUCGUGCUGUUGAGGACACAGAAUAAAUCUCUCAGUGAAGCGCAAGAAGAGUUGCAAGCUCAGAUCCUGACUCGGGGGGUGGAAGAAGGCCGCAGUCUACUAGACGGGGUCAGCGGGCCGCUCGUCGCCACCAACUCUCUCGCACACGAACUGUCGCAGAUGAGCGAUGAUCAGCUCGAUGAUAAUGAGACUCGUCACAGCAUAGAGUUAGAAAAGAUACAAAAAGCUUUAAAAGAGCAACAGGACGUAAACGUCCAGCUGCGCAACUACAUCGACGGCAUCCUGCUCGCCAUCGUCGAGAACUACCCGCAGCUGCUCGAGGUCAAGUGUCAAAAACCACCGGCAGAUAUCAAGUCAUAACAAUAGUUACUAAUGUAAGCAACCCAAUUGGCAUAUUUUAACAUUUUAAUUCGUUACUUUGCGAAGUCAGGUACCUAAAAAAAAUACUUAUGUAGACGAUAGGAAUAUGGUGAAAACCACAAUCUAAAUCUAGUGUUGAAAAAUUAUAUACCGAUUUAAUAUUAAUGCUGUGAUAGAUAGAGAACAAGAUGAUAUUAAUGUACCUAUUUGGAAAUUCUUAAAUGAAAUUAAAACGAAAUAUUUUAUGUAUAUAUUAUAAGUAAAAUAACAGAUAAAUAUAAUAUUCUUUUAAUUAUGUGAUUAUGGUGUCUGAAAUUUUAUACAUUCACAUAGUAUAUAGGCAUAUUAUAAGUUUUAUAAAAUCCAAUUUAUACAGCAGAUUGUAUUUGUAGUCUUUGUAAAUAGAUACUUUAUAAACAUAAAUUGGUUUUAUCGAAAUGAUGGAACGUUAUGCCUGCUAUAUAUAAUAAUAUAAAAGACAUAAUUACUAUAAAAUGUGUCAAAGAAUUAAAUUUUAUUUGUAAUGAUGAGUGCUUUUACGGUUAGAUCUGUGCAAAUACAUAAUACGAAUAAUAAUAACAAGGCCAUGCCGUCCAAUCAUGAAAUUAUAUACUGCUUAGAAUUACCUAGAUACUAUUUUGUGAAAGACUGUUGUCGGGUUUAACUUAAUAGGUAUAUUGUGAAAAAAAAAUAGGAUUCAAAAAAAUGUAUUUGAAUAAGAGGAACCUCCUAUAGAUUUAAAACCAUGGUUAGAAACUUAUCAAGGUUUUAAUGUAACCAACCAACCUAAACAAACUUAAUGUUUUUUUAAAUAUAAACGUCAUGUAUGUGUCCUACUGUUGACCGAAACGAAAUAAUCGCGUUUACCGAUAUUGUUAAAACAAAAUAUUUAAUUUAGUUGUUAGGUCAUUAGAAUUACUUAAAUACGCUUAAGUAUUUGUGUACAUUUUGAUAAAAAUUAACUCCUAAGUGAAUGUUGAUGAUAUUAAUGUCAUUGAAAUAAAUUAAUCAAAUUAUAAUAUAA
Molecule: messenger RNA, 2812 nt
Organism: Plutella xylostella (diamondback moth)
Lineage: Eukaryota; Metazoa; Arthropoda; Insecta; Lepidoptera; Plutellidae
Gene: nuf
Product: rab11 family-interacting protein nuf
Biological process (GO): endocytic recycling; regulation of cytokinesis
Cellular component (GO): recycling endosome membrane; cleavage furrow; endocytic vesicle
Source: RefSeq, a predicted model, not a curated record